AAUCCAUUAUUAAAUUUGUUUAUUUCAGUUCUCUACCUCUUAAUUCUUGUCAAAAUGCGUCCAUUACGUCGUUCAUCCCGCACCAAAGUAUUUGCCGUUAAAUUUUCUCCACAUACAACUCCAUUAAAAAUCAAAAGAUCUACAAGUAUUAAUACUUUUACAAUUCCAUUUAAACAAAAAGAAAGAAGUUUAGCAAUUAAAAAAGAGCAGGAAAGGGCUGAAGUUGUAAAAGAGAAGAGGAAUGAGGAGGAUGAAAUGUCGCAGGCCAAAGACCAGUCGCAGUCAUUCAAACAAAAAGAGGCCAACCACGGACGCAUUAGUGUUGCAAUUAAAAACAUUGCCCCUGCAUCUACUUCCAUUAUUCAACUUUCUGAAUCGUUUAGAGUUGCAGGUCUCAAUUGGCGACUUCAAAUCCUUUUUAAUAGAAAUACUUUUACUGGUCAGAGCCGUUUUAUCUCAGUCUACGUUAUUUGUGAGGAUUUGCCUUUUAAUGAAACCCUGACUGCUCUAAUUACUUUUCGUUUGGUCUCGCAAGAGGAAGGAUAUGCUGGAAUGGAUAACGAAAUUAUUGCACAUUUCAAUGGCUCUAAUCGUUCUGUUGGUAUUUCAAACUUUAUAUUGUUCAAAAAUAUUUUUGCGGAGGACAGUGAAUAUGUCAAUAAAGAUUUUGAUGAAGCUCAAAUUGUUGCAAUUAUAAGAGUGAAAUCAAGGCAGAAAACGAUUAUGAGGUGA
Molecule: messenger RNA, 732 nt
Organism: Meloidogyne enterolobii
Lineage: Eukaryota; Metazoa; Nematoda; Chromadorea; Rhabditida; Meloidogynidae
Source: the annotation of a GenBank genome assembly